Molecule: messenger RNA, 2511 nt
Organism: Pseudonaja textilis
Lineage: Eukaryota; Metazoa; Chordata; Lepidosauria; Squamata; Elapidae
Source: RefSeq, a predicted model, not a curated record
CGCCUGCGCAGUCGGCCGGAGGGCGGACAAGGGCCGAGCACGCCCGCUGUUGCGCUGGGGCGGCCGCCGGGGAAGGCUCUCCGCCACCGCCGACUCCUCCGGGGCCCCCGGGGCCACCAUGGCGGAGCAGAAGCGCCUGGCCUUCGCCAUCAUCGAGUUCCUGCAGGAGCAGCUGCAGCACGGCGGGCUCUCCCCGGACGCCCAGGAGAGCCUGGAAGUGGCCAUCCAGUGCUUGGAGACGGCCUUCGGGGUGUCCGGGGACGACAGGGGCCUGGCCAUCUCCCAGAAGCUCCCGGACAUCUUUGAAGCUGCUGCGGCCAAACAGGAGCCGUUGCAGAGCUGCCCCGUUGCUGAGCCUGCUCCUCCUUCUGAAGAAGAUGCGGCCGAAGCGGAAAGACUGAAGACUGAAGGGAACGAACAGAUGAAAGUGGAGAAUUUUAAGAGUGCCGUCUCGUUCUACGGAAAAGCCAUUGAACUGAACCCGUCCAAUGCCGUGUAUUACUGCAACCGGGCCGCCGCUUACAGUAAACUAGGAAACUACGCCGGGGCCGUCAGAGACUGCGAGAGAGCCAUCAGCAUCGACCCCAAGUACAGCAAAGCCUACGGCAGGAUGGGGUUGGCCCUGUCCAGCCUCAACAAGCUCUCGGAGGCCGUCUAUUACUACCGGAAGGCCCUGGAGCUGGACCCAGACAACGAAACCUACAAGUCCAACUUGAAAGUGACCGAGCAGAAGAUGAAGGAGGCUCCGAGCCCGACGGGCAGCGCCGGAGGGAUUGACCUGGCUGGGUUGCUGAACAACCCUGGCUUCAUGAGCAUGGCCUCCAACCUGAUGAACAACCCUCAGGUGCAGCAACUGAUGUCUGGGAUGAUCUCCAGCAGCCAGAGCCCCAUGGCCGCCCCGGGAGCCAGCCCCGCCCCCCACGAUCUCGCCAGCCUCAUCCAAGCAGGCCAACAGUUUGCUCAGCAGAUGCAGCAGCAAAAUCCGGAGCUCAUAGAGCAGCUGCGUAGCCAGAUCCGGAGCCGGACCCCCAGUGCCAGCAACGAGGAGCAGCAGGAAUGAGGCAGCUGCUGGACUCUGCUCCUGGUCAGGAAGACCCCUUUCGCCCCAAGGGAAGGACCAGCUGAAGAGCCUUCCAGCUGCUGCCGCUGCUGCUGCUGCUAGCCGUUCUUCUUUCGGAAAAGCCCACGAGGGAUUGGGGGUGGGGGGAGCCAAGCCUGAUCCGGCCUGCAUGUUAGAGACUUUUGGUAGCCCCCCCCCCCCCCCCCCCCCCCCCCUCCCCCCCGAGGGGACUUGGUCGGGGGAGCGGAGAGCGUUACCGUCUGCAGAUCAGCAUCUACCCCCCACCCCCUCCCCCACUCUGGGCACCUCGGAGGCAAGCUGUGGGGCUGUCAACGCCACGCCUGCCCCGUUGCUCGGAAGAACGGCCCCUCCGGAGACCGGGUCCUCCUCCAGCAGGGAGCGUCGCCUUUCCCAAGCCGGGAUUAUUUCCUCCUCCUGGUCACCAUUGCUGGAUCCUGGCACACCAAGGCUGGACGGCCCCUCUUGGGGAGAGGCCCAGUUGACUGGCUGGGAGGGGAGCCGGAGGGACUGGCAUCGGUGCCCAGGGAAGGUGGGCGGCCUCUCCUGCGCUUUCCAGUAGGACGUUUACUUUCAAAAAGGGCCGUGGCUAGUUUGGUGUGACUUUUCUGUGAGUGGGUGGGGGGUUGGGGGGUUUCUUUUGAAAAUGUGUUUCUUUGGGUCGGGGCCUGGGGAACUUGCCUGGGUGGACUGGCUAACCGGCCAUUUCCUGCCCAGCAUGAAGGGUGCCAGGAGGACCCGGCUGCUUGCCCAGGAUUGGGCCAAGCCGAGCAAUUCUUUCCCGAAGUGCUCUCUCCUUGUGGCCAGGGCUCCCCUCAGCAUCGGGUGUCCAGAGUGUCACUCUCACCAGCGGAGGUGCCUCCUGGAGGGCGAUUGUGGCUGCUCUCAUUUGAAUUUCCCAGGUCCCCUCCAGCCAGCAGAAUGGGACGGAUGGCAGAUCAAGGGCCUUGCCCGUCCUCAGUGCCACCUGCCAGGAGCCCCGUAGAGACCGGCCUGCCCUGCAUCAGCCGGGCCUCUUUGCUGGCCAGCCAGGGGCUCUGGAGAGGAGCAGCAGGCCCAGGAGCCUUCUGAUGCCCUCCUGGCCAGCCCGGGUGCACCUGCCCCGCUGGCUGCCACGGGCAGAGCCUUGUUGUGUGUCUGGUUUCUCACCUGGCCCUCGUCGGGGAUGCAGGGGAUGCAGCCAUCUUGUGAUACCAGGGGCAGAUGCAGAAGUAGGAAGAGGGUGGGGUGGAGUCCUACCCAUGGCCCCAUUUGUGGGUCCGGCACGUGGGGAGGGAGAAGCUGCCAGGCUAGAAAGGUAAGGGGGUGGGGUGGGGUGGGGUGGGGUGAUCCCCAGGGUGCUUCCAGUAAGUGAGGGGAGGGGGCUGAAGAUUCACCGUCUGUCUCCAGCAAUGGCUUUUCUUUGAUGUAGGAAAUAAAGUUCUUUGGACACU